AUGUCAACGAUGGGCGCUCGUGUGGCUCGAAUGUUCCGGAACUUUAACUUAGAAAACCGCGUCCACCGAGAGAUCUCCAGAGACAAGCCGCUCGCUGCUCCCAGACACCCGGAGCCCUCCCACCCCGACCCGGUACCGGACCGAGAAAUUAUCAACGAAAAGAACGCGCCUCUCCUCAACCACCUUCGUUCUUUGUAUGUGGAGUCCACGGACCCCACGCAUUCCCCACAGCCAUCCACACCCAAUGGAGCAGUGGCUGAACGCAGAGCUCUGCAGUACAGCGUCCCCAUGCAGCAGCUGGGCAUGUCGGAGCUCACGGACGUCCCCAAAGGGAAGCUGACCCUGGCGGAGGCGCUGAAGGCCUUGGGCAGUCACCAGCAGCAGCCUCAGACCUGGACCGUGGAGAAGGUGGCGCAGCACUACAGUCUGGACCCACGGGACUGUAGGGCUCUGCUGGGGUUCUUCUGCCCCUUCAGACUCCAGAUCAUUCCUCCCAAAGACACACGGAGCAAACGCAUCACGGACUCUUAG
This is a messenger RNA of Knipowitschia caucasica, 531 nucleotides long. The record is from the annotation of a GenBank genome assembly. Lineage: Eukaryota; Metazoa; Chordata; Actinopteri; Gobiiformes; Gobiidae.